GUGGAAAACUCAGUUAGGGAAUGGAAGAUAACUGACGGCUCAUCUUGAGACAUUUCUGUCCAUGGCAAGUUGAAGAGAGAUCUCAGUUCCCGUUAAACCUGCAAGAUACGGAAUAUAUAUAUAUAUAUAUAUAUUCAUAGAUACGUUCAGACAAUAGCCGCAGAAGAGUUCUAGCUUGUCUGUCUUCUAGUUUGAUCUCCAAAAUGAGACAGAAGAGUUCAUGCUUGUCGAUCUUCUGGUUUGCCCUAAUAAGCUCUGGUGUUGUUUCUGCACAGAUAUGUCCAGACACUGCAGGGUCUUUCAGACCAAACGGUACUUAUGACAUUAACCGUCGCCUUGUUCUGUCGUAUCUUCCCUCCAAUGUCACAGCUCAAGGAAAAUUCUACAAUGUUUCGGUUGGCCAAGAACCCGAUAGAGUUCAUGCCUUGGGGAUGUGCAUCCAUGGAGCCCGAACCGAGGAUUGUUCCAAAUGUAUCCAGACAGAAUCCGAAAGAAUAACAAGCAACUGUCCUAACCAGACAGAAGCCUAUUCAUGGCCUGGCCAUCCAACGCUUUGCCUCUUACGCUACUCCAACCAUUCGUUUCUUGGAUCCCUCGAUUUGGAGCCGAGUUCUCUCGAGUUCAACCCUAGAAAUAUGAGUGUAAAUUCGACAGAGCUUGAUGGGAUAUGGGAGGGUUUAGCAACUCGUAUGAUCGCUAAAGCUUCCUCAGGCAAGGAGAACUACUACGUGGCUGAAAUAGAAGAUCUACCGGGUUUCGAGGUGAAAAUAUAUUCACUAAUGCAAUGCACUUCAGAUCUAUCUCCUGGAGAUUGUAGGGCUUGUCUACGACGAAGUGUUGGCGAUUAUCAAACGUGCUGCCAUGGAAAGCGAGGCGGCUCUGUUGCAAGACCAAGCUGCUUUUAUCGGUGGGAACUGUAUCCAUUCUCUGGAGCCUUUGAAAACGUUAUGUCUGCAUCUCCGCCUCCUUCUCCAAGGUUUAACACCAACACAACCAAAAAAGACGGUAAAACGAGUUUGACGAGAACUAUCGUGGCAAUAGUUAUUCCCAGUGUUAUAAUCAUGGCAUUGCUUGUUCUAGGAUUCGUUGUUUGGAGGAGGAGAAAGUUGUACCGACCGAUGGAACUUGAAACUGAUGAUGAUGAUAUCACAGCUCCACAGUCACUGCAAUUCGACUUUAAGACAAUUGAAGAUGCAACAAAUCAAUUUUCUCUGAGAAACAGACUCGGUCAAGGUGGGUUCGGUGAAGUUUACAAGGGUACACUUCCAAACGGAACAGAAGUUGCUGUGAAGAGGUUGUCCAAAAUGUCAGGACAAGGUGCACGAGAGUUCAAGACCGAGGUGCUUCUUGUUGCCAAGCUUCAACACAGGAAUCUGGUUAGGCUUCUCGGAUUUUGCUUAGAAGGAGAAGAAAAGAUUCUCGUCUAUGAGUUUGUGCCCAACAAAAGCCUCGACUAUUUGCUUUUCGACACUACAAAGCAAGAAAAACUGAAUUGGACAACACGGUACGAGAUCAUCGUUGGCAUUGCUCGAGGAAUUCUUUACCUUCAUCAAGAUUCACGACUCACAGUCAUUCAUCGUGACCUCAAAACAAGUAACAUUCUCCUAGAUGCUGCUAUGAACCCUAAAAUUGCUGAUUUUGGCACGGCAAGGAUUGUCGGGAUAGACCAAACUCCAGCCAAGACAAACAGGAUAGUUGGAACAUACGGUUACAUGUCUCCAGAGUAUGCGAUGCACGGGCAAUUCUCCACGAAGUCUGAUGUCUACAGCUUCGGAGUGUUAGUCCUUGAGAUUAUAAGCGGCAAGAUGAAUAGCAGCUUCUACGAGGAAGAUGGUAGUGUUGGUAAUUUGGUAACACAUGCUUGGAGGCUUUGGAGAAGUGAGUCGCCCUUAGAACUCGUAGAUCCGGUCAUCGGAGAGAAUUAUCAGGGCGAUGACGUUACUAGAUGCAUUCAUAUCGCACUAUUAUGCGCUCAAGAAAAUCCCGCAGAUCGUCCGGUACUGUCGAGGAUCGUCCUGAUGCUUACCAGUAACUCGAUCACUCUACUAGUUCCCCGGCAACCGGGAUUUUUCCUUCAAAGUAGUCGUGAUCGAGAAGCAGUAGCAGCAGCAUCUGCAGACAGAUCUGUUCCUUGUUCUGUUGAUGAUGCGUCCAUUACAGUUUUAGUUCCUCGUUGAGGAACCUUCUUUGGUCAAACUGUAUUAUUUUUCCUACCGGCCGAUCGAACUUCGUUUACUGGUUCUUGAUUUUGAGAGUACAAGGGUAUUAUCGUCACUUUUUUUAAAAAUAUUUUAAUUUAGGUUUCUGGCUAUUCCAUAAUAUUAAUAGUACAAGGGUAUUAAUGGAAUAACAGAAAUCUAAUCUUCA
Tarenaya hassleriana is the source of this 2367-nucleotide messenger RNA. Its product is annotated as cysteine-rich receptor-like protein kinase 11. Bases 204 to 2177 code for a protein of 657 amino acids. Lineage: Eukaryota; Viridiplantae; Streptophyta; Magnoliopsida; Brassicales; Cleomaceae. The transcript has 7 exons. Gene Ontology annotation, molecular function: ATP binding; protein kinase activity. The record is from RefSeq and is a predicted model, not a curated record. Gene Ontology annotation, biological process: protein phosphorylation.